GGGAGCUUAGCAGCAGCCGCUCCUUUUCCUCCUCCUCCUUCUCCUCCUCCUGCUGCUGCUGCUGGCGGACGUCCGGCAGCCGCCAUGGCGCUGGCAGAGGCGGGUGUCCGCGGGCGGCUGCUGCUCUGGCCCCGCAUCGUCCUUUUUGGAGACUCCAUCACUGAGUUUUCCUUCCAGGAACACGGCUGGGGAGCAUUCCUUGCUGAGAGACUUGUCAGAAAAUGUGAUGUUGUAAAUCGUGGACUCUCGGGGUACAAUACCAGGUGGGCUAAAGUAAUCCUUCCAAGACUGAUCAGUAAAAAUUCUGGUGCUGAGAGUACUGUUGCAGUUACUAUUUUCUUUGGAGCUAAUGACAGCGCUUUGAAAGAUCUGAACCCUAAGCAACACGUUCCUUUGGAGGAAUACGCUGAGAACUUAAAGAGCAUGGUGCAGUAUCUGAAGUCCAUAGACAUUGCUGAGGACAGGAUUAUUCUGAUAACGCCGCCCCCUCUUCAGGAGUCAGCUUGGGAAAAGGAGUGCCUUGCCAAAGGGGACAAACUAAAUCGCCGCAAUGCCACCACGGGAGAGUACGCCCAGGCCUGUGUGCAGGUAGCCAGGGACUGCGGGACUGACGUGCUUGACCUGUGGACACUGAUGCAAAAAAAUCAGGAUUUCUCUUCCUAUUUGUCUGACGGGCUUCACCUGUCAGCCGAAGGAAACAGCUUUCUAGCGGCGCAGCUUUGGAAACGCCUGGAAAAAAACCUGUCUGCCCUGCCCUCGUUGCUUCCUUACUGGCGGGAGGUGGACCACCUGCACCCCGAGGCCAGUCUGCUGUGAGGACGGGAUGCAGGAGCGAGCCGAAGGAGCCAAGCCUGCCCGACAGAGCAAGCCUGCUGACGGACAGCCGGUACCCGCAGCGUGCUGCAAAUGUAAGAAUAAAGAUGAGACCAGGG
Molecule: messenger RNA, 932 nt
Organism: Cygnus olor (mute swan)
Lineage: Eukaryota; Metazoa; Chordata; Aves; Anseriformes; Anatidae
Gene: IAH1
Product: isoamyl acetate hydrolyzing esterase 1 (putative)
Exons: 6
Coding region: 85-816 (243 amino acids)
Molecular function (GO): hydrolase activity, acting on ester bonds
Source: RefSeq, a predicted model, not a curated record